AUGCAGCAAAAGUUUUUUUAUGAGAAAAUAAAAGAUGAAGCUCUUUAUAUUGCAAACAAUUAUUUAGAUGUAAAAAAACCUAUGAUAAUAACCAAAGAACGAGAAACUGAAUUUGAAAAAGAAAAUAACUGUCAUAUAUGUGAAAAAUCUUUGAUGGAUUUACCACCAAUACUAGUGAAGAAACAAAAAAUACUAAAUGAAAUUAAAGAUCUUCAAGAACUUAUGGAAAAAGUUAAAGAUCAUGAUCACUUAACAGGAAAAUAUCGAGGAGCUGCUCAUUCUAUAUGUAAUUUAAAUUAUAAGGUUCCUAGAUUUAUUCCAGUAUUUUUCCACAGUCUAUCUGGUUAUGACACACAUUUAUUCAUAAAAUAAUUAGGUAUUGAUAAAGAUAAUAUAAAAACAAUUGCAAGUAGUGAAGAAAAUUAUACAUCAUUUUCAAAAAAUAUAUAAUAUAUACAUAUAGAUCCAAUUACUAAAGACCCUGUUUUAGAUCAGAAAGGAAAACCUAUUUUUAAAACAGUUGAAAUAAGAUUUCUUGAUUCUUUCAAGUUCUUAUCUAAUUCUUUAGAAAAAUUAGCUAAUAAUUUAAAAUCAAAUCAGUUUAAAGAAUUAUCUAAACAUUACCCUGAGCAAUUGGAUUUAGUAAAAGGAAAAUUUACCUUCUAUACAUAAAUUUUACAGCUCUCUUACAGGUGAACAUGUAACACAAAAUGCAUAUGAAAAUGCUAAAAAAAUAUGGGAAACAUUCGAAAUAAAAAAUAUGAGAGACCUAACCAUACUUUAUAAUAAAAUAGAUGUAUUAUUACUUACAGAUGUAAUGGAAAAUUAUAGAGAUGUUUCAAUAAGACAUUUUAAGUUGGAUCCUGUUCAUUAUUAUACAACUCCAGGUUUUGCUUGGAAUGCUAUGCUUAGAAAAACAGGUGUAGAAUUAGAACUAAUAAGAGAUAUUGAUUUGUAUUUAAUGUUUGAAUAA
Messenger RNA from Cinara cedri, 973 nucleotides. Lineage: Eukaryota; Metazoa; Arthropoda; Insecta; Hemiptera; Aphididae. The record is from the annotation of a GenBank genome assembly.